This is a messenger RNA of Ictalurus punctatus (channel catfish), 6662 nucleotides long. RefSeq names its product glucocorticoid receptor. The record is from RefSeq and is a predicted model, not a curated record. The transcript is spliced from 11 exons. Bases 1015 to 3141 code for a protein of 708 amino acids. Gene Ontology annotation, molecular function: zinc ion binding; sequence-specific DNA binding; DNA-binding transcription factor activity. Gene Ontology annotation, biological process: regulation of DNA-templated transcription; nuclear receptor-mediated glucocorticoid signaling pathway. NCBI's taxonomy places the organism in Eukaryota, Metazoa, Chordata, Actinopteri, Siluriformes, Ictaluridae. Gene Ontology annotation, cellular component: nucleus.
UGAGUUAGAAGUUCUCCCCAGAUCUACUGGAUAGGAACUUGUUCUAUAAAUAACUCUGCUCUGACACGGACAAGUCAUUCAGAUCAUUUCAGAUCUCACAAACUUCAUCACAGCCGUAAGGGACAUCAGGACAAACACCGUCGCGGAGUUUCAUCUCCGGAUCGGGACACCUUAUCCACCUUCUUGUCACGGAAAUAAAGAGAUAAAUAAAUAGAACUACAGCCGUGAAAAAAAACCAAACAAACAAAAAACACACACACACCAGGAGGACGGGGUUUACUGCGCAUGCGCGUUCGGCGCUCUGUUCAAAGUCUUUGCUGUGCGUGCAGUUUAAUUCUUCUUAUUCUUCUUAUUAAUUCUUUAAUAUUGUUAUUAUUUUGUGGCGCAGGGUUUGCGCGGAGGAUUUUAUUGCUCAUGACGUCAGGGGGCAUGACCUUAACCCGACUUUAGCUUUGCGGUGUCGUGUUGAAUAGAGAGAGAGCUUUUGGUUUGGCUUCGCUGCUUCUCUUCCGUCCGCGCGUGCACUUCGCCCCGUUCAUCAUCUCCCGCACACAACUGCGCCAUUUACCUCCAGGCUCUCCUGCGCAACUUUUUAUUCAUUUUUUAAACUGAAACUUUAACAAACAACAACAACAACAACAACAGGACCGAACGAGAGGAUUCCGACCCGCUGUUUGAUGAAGUGAAAAAUGUAAAUAAAUAAGAACUGCCCCCCAGGCUGUAGUUAUAGUUUUAGACUCCAGUUGUUGAGUAUCCAGCUGCAGGGUUUUACAUAACGGACUCUAUCUUUGUGGAAUUUUGCAUCCAAUCUGAUAUCUGAUCCAGCAGAGAGAGAAACAGACGACACGUCUGAUCUGAUGACAUGGGCAUGAGUUUUGUGCCCGCUUUAAACACUUGGACAGCCGGAGUGUUUGUGUAGGGUUUGUGGAGGCGUUCACUGCCAACACCACGGCUUUAGAUGAUAAACUGGAAUGAACUCGGUCACUUGGUGAAUAUUUGCUGCAGCCUGUAGAGAUGGAUUGUUGGCUGAAUAAUCCAGCCAAGAAUAUAUCUUUAGGGGAUCAACCCAUGAGAGACCUGCUGCAAAGCACAGGGAGCACCGUACCCACCAGCUCCUCUUCCAGUGACGUCUCGAAUGGACGGAGCAGCGUUAACGCUCACAGGGAGCUACCGAUGGGACACACCGCUCAAGAGCCAGACACUAAAGCCUUCAAGAUGCAGCAGCAGCUGAAGGAAGGUUUUAACCUGAAGGAUAACCUGGCUCUUUUGGACGAGAGCAUCGCCGAUUUAAACCGCACCUCAAGUUCCGACAAGUUGUGCUUUCGAACCCCUGAAGCAUUCACAUUCAAAAUGGAGGAGUUUUCCACUUUGAAUAAAUCUGACUAUGACUUUGGCUCCUAUGACCAGACGGAAAAAGACGAGUCUGGGAAUGACAGACUGCUAGAAGAGAACACCUUGGAUAUCUUACAGAGUCUGGAGCUACCUGGCUCUCUUUCAGACCUCAACGAGUUCUGUGUGGCAAAUGACGAUGCGUUUUUCCCUUCCCUGGCAGUGGAGGACACACCGCUCGUCGAGAGCAGCAUGCUGAAAGAUACCAAACCUGUCCUGCCUGGAAAAAACAUUAACGGCAAUGAUAAAGCACAUCCACAGCAGACUCUGGAACAUAACCUCAAUGUUCCUGUCAUAAAGACGGAGAAAGAUGCAGAUUUUAUUCAGUUGUGUACACCUGGUGUGAUCAAGCAUGAAAGUGAGAGGAGAGGCUACUGUCAGAUGACGACGAUGGCUGGGCAUCAUGGAGCGUCCGUCAAUCUGAGCAUGGACAGCCAGUCAUACCACUACGGUGCCAAUACUUCUUUACCAGACCAGAAGCCUGUAUUAGGCUUGUACGCCCCUUUGCCAACUGGCAGUGAUGGCUGGAUUCAGGGAAAUGGAUUUGGAGAUGCUUCUACCUACACAUACAACAGGUCUGUUCUGAGUCCUGACGCCAGCACUUUAAACUCACCCGGUUCCGCUCGACCCAAAGGCCCGAACAGCAAGAUCUGCCUGGUGUGUUCGGACGAGGCGUCAGGGUGCCACUACGGCGUUCUGACCUGCGGUAGUUGCAAAGUUUUCUUCAAAAGAGCUGUAGAAGGAUGGAGAGCACGACAAAACACACAUGGCCAACACAACUAUCUUUGCGCUGGGAGAAACGACUGCAUCAUCGACAAGAUCCGCAGGAAGAACUGUCCGGCCUGCCGCUUUCGCAAAUGCCUCCAAGCAGGCAUGAACCUAGAAGCACGCAAAAACAAAAAACUGAUCCGACUGAAAGUGCAGCAGGCCACGGCCUCGCCCCCGCCCUACAUGGCCACUGAGCGUCAGUCCUCUCUGGUGCUCAAGUCCAUGCCUCAGCUCGUACCCACCAUGCUGUCACUGCUGAAGGCCAUCGAGCCUGAAAUUGUGUACGCCGGCUACGACAGCAGCAUCCCCGACACCUCCACACGCCUCAUGACCACCCUGAACCGACUCGGGGGACGCCAGGUCAUCUCCGCCGUCAAGUGGGCCAAAGCCCUGCCAGGUUUCCGGAAUCUGCACCUGGAUGACCAGAUGACCCUGCUGCAGUGCUCCUGGCUCUUCCUCAUGUCCUUCAGCCUCGGUUGGAGAUCUUACCAGCAGUGCAACGGAGGCAUGCUGUGCUUCGCCCCUGACCUUGUCAUCAAUGAGGAAAGGAUGAAGCUGCCCUACAUGAGUGAACAGUGUGAGCAGAUGCUGAAGAUCACGAACGAGCUGGUGCGUCUCCAGGUCUCCUACGACGAGUAUCUGUGUAUGAAAGUGCUGCUGUUGCUCAGUACAGUACCAAAGGAUGGGCUGAAGAGCCAGGCUGUGUUUGAUGAAAUCCGCUUGUCCUACAUUAAAGAACUGGGCAAAGCCAUCGUCAAACGGGACGAGAACUCCAGCCAGAACUGGCAGAGGUUCUAUCAGCUCACUAAGCUUUUGGACUCCAUGCAGGAGAUGGUGGAGGGACUUCUUAACUUCUGCUUCUACAUGUUUGUGAACAAGUCCCUGAGUGUAGAGUUCCCUGAGAUGCUGGCUGAAAUCAUCACCAACCAGCUUCCGAAAUUCAAAGACCGGAGCAUCAAGCCACUUCUCUUUCAUCAAAAAUGACUGCCUUAGAUGAUGACAAUGCCUUAAAUCCACCGGUAGCCUAACAGCCCCGAGGUGACCUUCAGCUAUCACGGCUUAACUGAGUGAGACUGCAUGGGUUUUAUUUUUAAGUGAGUGUGUGUAAAUGUUGCUCGAGAGGGAGCGUGAAAGAAAGAACGUUAAAGAGCGUCCAUGGCACAGACGAGGACUGGAGAUAUACACACACACACACACACACAGUAUAUAUAUAUAUAUAUAUAUAUAUAUAUAUAUAUAUAUAUAUAUAUAUAUAUAUAUAUAUAUAUAUAUAAGCCUCCUUCAACCCUUUAUUCUCAUGAAUCACCAUUAUAAUCGUUUCUGCAGAAGCAUUCGUUCGGGAUCUGGCUCGUUUUAGAUGAGAAGACAUUUUGCUUGUACGCUGAUGCGAUGUUUACAAAGGAACAUCAGAAACGGGAAAAUGUGCCUUUAAAAGAAUAUUUGUUCAUGUAAAUGGCUCACAUGCUUUCUGUGUUUGUGUCUCGCACCUUAAACGCGACAGUGUUUUCCGCUCUGCUUCAGAACAACACUGUUUGGGUGUGUAAGGUCGGCAGCUCAGUAAUCCUCAGGAGUGCUGAAAGUCAGGACGUAAUCCCUGAAGCCACGCCAUGGAAAAUAAAAGCCCUUUUUAACUCCUAUGCUGCGCUCGAAAAUAUUAUACGAUGCUUUUCGCUGCUCUUUGAGGUCUUUUGUCACUGGCUACACGUUGUUCGUGCUCUCGCGCAGGUGUCGGAUCACCUCGUUAACCGUGCUCACGUGUUCAGAGUUGGAAUUGAAGUGUGCGUUCCCUGUAUGUCGAGACGCAGCUCUCUGCGUGCUACGAAACAGCAGGGGUCGUUCUCUGCCGCACGAAGUAAACCGGGUAAACUCAAAGUACUUCAUAAAAAAAUGCUGAAAUGAUCUAGAACUCGAUUUUCCGUGUAGUUGUAGUAGCACGGCGAAAAGGAGUUCGCUUGUUGCGACUGUUCGGUCAGAUUACAGCAGCAGCAGAUCGACUCGUUUCAGACUGAAACGGAUUCAUGGAUCGGACCGCGAUCUCCGGAGCUGUGAGUCCGUGCCGUUCCCCGCUGCACCACCGUGCCUAGUCCGGAAAAAAUAAUACUAUUUUAAAUUGAAUUGUUGAACAAAAUUAACCUUUACAAAUGCUUUUACCUACUUAAAACAUCGAAUCAGAUCAGUGUCGAAGCUGAGAACGUUGCUGUGGACGUUUGGUCACAAAACAGAAAAUACAGUACGUGCCUUUAUCUGGGAAGAACAUGCUCAUCAUAUCAGCAGUACUUUAUCUUUACCCGGGUUUACUGUUGGUAUAGGACGUGUGUGUGUGUGUGUGUGUGUGUGUGUGUGUGUGUGUGUGUGUGUGUGUGUGUGUGUGUGUGUGUGUGCAGGUUCGCAGACAGCUUUACUGUGACCGCUAGUGUCUUUUUUCUGCACGUCCAUUGUUCCCAUUUGUUUCAGUCCUCCUGUAGAGUUUGUUUAAUUGGAGAACGGUUUUAAAGUCUGUAACCCUUUUUGUUUUAUUUCCUUUGCGUGCCCUCGCUGUGCCAAAGCCUGCACCCCGUCUCCUAUACGCUCAGGCCCGAGUCUUCUUGUCCUUCUGUCUGCUCAAGGGAUUUUAACGUGAGAGCGAUUUGUUGUAUUUUUAUCAAACUGCACCAGCAAAGCUUUAUACGAGUACCUGACGUCCCCAAGCCAGCGUCGUCAUUUUAGCGUGCACAUUUAUUUACGGUGUGUAGGAGUACUUUUAUUUCUGACUGUGACCAGAACAUGACUGUGUUUAAAAAGAAAGAAUGUUUUUUUUUUUUUUUCUUCCUGUUUUCCUCAAACACAGCGAGGUCUUUAUUUAACCGCAGUCAUUUUGGUUCGGAUCAGUCUGUUAUAAACCCUAUUCUAUGACUUUUCUGUAAGACUGCACUAUGGACAAGCAUUAUUUUGGCUUUCACACAACGUUCCCACGUACACACGCCCAUCUGUUCCUCACUCGUCACCCUGGAAAUUUCGGGUGUCUGCAGAGAUCUGCGAAUUCUGUUUCAUGCCUUUUCAUGCCAUGUUAAUGUACUUUGAGGUUUAGCUUUUGUUUAGCUUUGACGGUGUGACAAGUGACUCAAAAUGCCUUUUAAAAAUGUCUUAAAGCUCUGUUUGUAAAUGAAAGCCCGAGUGCUUUCUCUGUGACGGUCAGCGUUUUAUACCUGUUUUAUGUCCGUCGCUGUGUACGGGACUCGGUUUUCCCCUCGCGCACGUUUCCCGUCUCUAUAUCAGGCUCUUACGCCAUUGAAAGCGUGUUGGUGAAUAUUAUAUCUCGCUAGUGUUUGUUGAGUAGCUGUAUUUGACACCUUUUUUGCUUAAUACUAAAUACGUAAUUUGAUUGGACAACAGGCGUUCUGUCAGUACUGACAUCACUGAUACGCUCAGGUAUUAUACAACCCUGGACAUGUUUAUGAAAAUAACAUUAAAUGAUCACGUUAUAUUUAUAAUGCACGUAAAAGCGAACUCAUUUAGACAGUAGAUCGGAGUUUUAAUGGCAUUGAGGCACAAGAUGAUUUUCCACCGAUCUGCAGAUACCUGAAACAGAUCUUUAGUACACGGAACGGGUUUUUAUUUUUUUACGUUUGGGUCAGAUGGUUUUACAAAGACAAACUGGGAUUGUUUUCUCACUUUAUCUUCCCAAACCCCCAAUAAAUCCACGACGGUCCUCGCUAGUUCUUAUCCUACAGCAGUUGUAGAAAAUCUGAUGUGCCUCGUAUCUGACUGCGUUUCCUGUAAUUUGAUUGCAUUAGAUGCUUUUGUCAUGAUUGUAUUUUGUUGUUUUUUUUAAAAAAAUGUGUUUGCACUUUUAUGUAAAACAAAGUGUUAUGUUUGCCUUGUAAGUAAUUCUCUAAAUGAAUGGAAAAGACUUCCGAACGAUCACUGUGUUUUAAAGACUUCAGAUUGGGAAUGUAGAUUUUUAUAGCGGCUAAAGCACGCCAGAGUAAUGACAUCAUGAUGACGACGAUGAUGACGACGAUGAUGACGAUGAUGACGACGAUGAUGACGACGAUGAUGAAAGUGUUUAAAGCAGUUGUAUUUUUCAGUAGCACUUGGUUUCAUGUUUGGAAUGUGUUGUUUUACUUCAUGUUUUAUUUCCUUUCCUGGCUUUGGUCUCAUGCAUAUCGAUGUGAAAAUGAACCAGUCUCUUGGAGAAAAAGAAAAAGAAAGAAAAGACUGCGCGUGAACGUGACGGACCAGAGCCUGAGGAUUUGCACUACCCUAAUACUGGUCUGAGAAAAUCCUUUCUGUAAAACAUUAACGCAGAUAUUCUCGUGAAAGUUAAAGGCAGAGAUAUUUCACUGGUAUAUAUAUAUGGCUUAUAUCAAAAUAAAUAGAUUCAAGUUUUGUUUGUAUUUUAGUCCAAAGUAAAGAAGAAUGUCUGUUUAAAAUAGUUUUGUAUUACACUUCAGUAGCCAAUCAAUGUCCAUCUUUACACAUUUGAUUAAAUGUUGAAGACGAUCGUGUCGAGUGAGGAAGCAGAA